AUGUCCUCCGGAGAGCGGUCACCCAAACGCCAGCGCCUUGAGGGAUCCUACUCACCCGCCAGCCCGAUUCCCACUUUUGACACAAAGACCUUUAUUCCGCCCCAGACGCCGCCGCCUAGCGUGCGAAUGUCUCCUUCAUGGACCGCGCAGAGCCUCACCGCAGGCCAGCACCAGCAGCAGACAGGGAGCGGCAGUGGCAGCGGAGGAACUGGUAGCGGCACAACGUUUCCGACCCCGCCGAGCACCCACGGCAUCUACAGCCACACGAACACCCACAGCGGCAUCGACAGUGCACGGCAGACACCGGCUGGUGAUGACGAGAUGGAUGUGCGACGGACUGAUGAGAACAGACGACGGGACGGCGACGGCGACGCAGAGAUGACGGAUACACAGGCGGUGGAUGCAGGGCACAGACGGACGGAUCAUGAGCGAGAAGGGACAGGCGGAGCCACAGCCGCAGCAUCACUAACAACGUCGGCGUCGGCAUCGACAAUGGCUUCGGGUCCUGCAGCAUCACCACCUAUCCCGGGCGCUGGCGUGCUAUACAGACUCCGCACAGCCCCUAUAGCUCCUUCGCGUCCGCAUCCGACGCAAGACCUCUUGCAGCUCUAUGAUCUGAAGCGCAUACAAGCGUCGGUUGCGCGUAAAGAUCCUGUCACGGGCGAGAAGAUUAACGUCAUGCGUAAGUCGUAUGCGAACAAGGUUAAGGCGCUUGGGCUCGAAGGUCGUAACAAGGCAGAGGCAAAUCGCCAUGAGCUCGAAGGCCUCACAGACCCAGGUUGGGGUAUAUUGGUUGWUGGGAACAAAACCAUGUUUCAGGCACACUGGGAGAGUCAGAAUCUGGUUCUCGGCAAUGCCGAUCAUGAGAACGAGAUGCUGCGAAAGCUGGACUCUGCCCUGAAAAUGGAGCCUGGCAGGCUGCCCAAAAAGGAACACGACCAAUGGAAGGGUAUGCUGGGCUUGGAUGAGUCCGCUGCAACCGCGGCUCCUGUCAAGAGUGCUGGAUCCAAACUCCCAGCUGGCAGUGCGUUGGCGAAAACCGCCCCCGCAAUGGCUGCGCGCAGCUCUGCGCCCUCGUCACCGAGGGGUGCUGGUAUUAGGCCUGAUAGGAGCGGCAAGAAACGGCGGUAUAACGACUCUAGUUUCGAAGGAUAUGAGCAGGACGAUGAUGGUCACCAUUCGGCAGGCAUGGAUGAUACCGGCAGGCGCGUGAGCGGCUCGAAACGCCAGAAACGUCAGGCAAGUGAGAAAAGUGCUGCCCACCAAAAAGGCUCAUGA
Messenger RNA from Ramularia collo-cygni, 1278 nucleotides. RefSeq lists its product as uncharacterized. Gene Ontology annotation, cellular component: mediator complex. Gene Ontology annotation, molecular function: transcription coregulator activity. Lineage: Eukaryota; Fungi; Ascomycota; Dothideomycetes; Mycosphaerellales; Mycosphaerellaceae. The record is from RefSeq and is a predicted model, not a curated record. The transcript is spliced from 2 exons. The coding region runs from base 1 to 1278 and encodes 425 amino acids. Gene Ontology annotation, biological process: regulation of transcription by RNA polymerase II.